This is a messenger RNA of Coregonus clupeaformis (lake whitefish), 2084 nucleotides long. RefSeq names its product complement component 9 (gene c9). The transcript has 12 exons. Gene Ontology annotation, biological process: immune response. Gene Ontology annotation, molecular function: protein binding. Gene Ontology annotation, cellular component: membrane attack complex. NCBI's taxonomy places the organism in Eukaryota, Metazoa, Chordata, Actinopteri, Salmoniformes, Salmonidae. The record is from RefSeq and is a predicted model, not a curated record. The coding region runs from base 18 to 1820 and encodes 600 amino acids.
UUCAUCAUUCUGUCGUCAUGAGGACUGAGGUAGCUGUUGCUCUUCUCCUGGGGUUCUGUGCCGUGGCUGUGGCUGUGUCUGGUGAUGAAAACAGAACAGGCAAACGGGACACUCGGGAGGUCAAGGUGGCUCCCCCCGACCCAGUGGACUGUGUCUGGAGCCGCUGGUCUCAGUGGACCCCCUGUAAUAACUGCACCAAGAUACGGCACCGUUCACGGAGUGUGGAGGUGUACGGCCAAUUCGGUGGGAAGCCCUGUCGUGGACAGCCAAUAGGAGAGCAGCAGGCGUGCAACACAGAGGAUGUGUGUGAACAGGCCCCGCCCCCUGAGUGCUCCAGAACUGAGUUCACCUGUGAAUCAGGUGCGUGUAUUAAGUUGAGACUGUCGUGUAAUGGAGACUAUGACUGCGAGGACGGGUCAGACGAGGACUGUGAGCCCAACCGUAAGCCCUGUGGCGCACAGUUUUACAACACCAACGAACAGGGCAGGACUGCAGGAUACGGAAUCAACAUCUUGGGCCUGGACCCCCGUAUAAACCCCUUCAACAACGACUACUUCAAUGGGGUGUGCAACAAGGUGAGGAACACCAAUAACAACGAGUACAACAGGCUGCCUUGGAACGUGGGCGUGCUCAACUAUGAGACUAUAGCAGAGGAGACCGUUUCCAGAGAGAUCUAUGAGGACACAUACACCCUCCUGAGGGAACUGAUGACUGAGACCAAGUUGACUGUGAGCGCUGGGUUGAACUUAAAAAUCAGCCCCACAGAGAAGUCUAUGGCCAAGUCCAACACGACUGUGUCAGGAGGGUUAGGGGCGGACGCUGAGUAUGAAAAGACACAGAUGAUCAAGGAUGUCUCGGAGUACACUAAAAUAAAGAACAAGAGUUUCAUGCGUGUGAACGGCCGUGUGCAACUGAGCACCUAUAGGAUGCGUUCCCGGGAACUUCAUGUGGCCGGGGAGUUUCUAGAGCAUGUCAAGUCUCUACCUCUGGAGUACGAGAAAGGACAGUACUUCAGCUUUCUGGAGGACUAUGGGACUCACUACACCAGGAAUGGGAAGUCUGGAGGAGAGUACGAGCUGGUCUACGUUCUCAACCAGGACAACAUCAAGGACAAAAAGGUGACUGAGAAAAAAAUCCAGGAAUGCAUUAAAGUUGGAGUAACAGCAAACCUUGACACCAACAUCGGGAUUGGAGGAGAUGCCCACAUCAGACCGGGACACUGUAAAGACAUUAUCAAUAAAAACACAGAUGAGAAGGAGGGUAAGGCGCUGGUAGAUAAGGUGAUUACUGCAGUCAGGGGCGGAACCCUGGAGACCGCUGUCGCCAUGAGAACCCAGAUAAAGAAGGAGGGGCUAAUGGACAUACAGACCUAUCAGAACUGGGCCCGGACAGUGGGCGAUGCCCCUGCACUCCUCAGCAGUGAGCCAGAACCCAUCCAGACCCUGAUCCCACUGAGUAUGCCUGAUGCCAACACCAGGAGGCUUAACGUGCAGAGAGCCACUCAGGAGUACGAGGCUGAGUACAACGUGUGCAAGUGUAAGCCCUGUCACAACGGGGGCACUCUGGCCCUGCUGGACGGGUUGUGCCUGUGUCUCUGUCUGCCCCAGUUUGAAGGUCUGGCCUGCCAGGAUGUCAAGGCUGAUAACAAUAAGAAUACUAAAACCCCCGUGGAGCAUGUUCCUCAUGAGGGGAACUGGUCGUGUUGGGCAGCCUGGUCAGGCUGCAGUGGAGGAAAACGUACCAGGACCCGCAGCUGCAACACACAGGGCCUCUCUGACGCCACCUGCAGGGGAGACAGUGUCAGUGAAGACUACUGCUGAGCUCCCUCUCAUACAGAACACAAUGAUGACACAGCAUAACAACCUGACCCCCAUAUAUGUAGACAAAAAGGAGUUAAUGCAUCUUAUACACACACACACACUCACACACAGUCCCGGCAUGCACCCACACACACACGCACACACACACACAGGUCUAUUUAAUUUUGUGAUAGGAAAAACUUUAUCAACGUAUUCCUUGAAGUAGGCCUGGUUCUGUUUUACAAAUACAAAUUUUCCAAUAAAGUUUGACCUUUUGAGAGUUUA